UUUCCUUUCAAUUUAUAUGUUUAAUUAUGUUUCAUUGCAUGAAUUGAAUAUAAUAAAAUAACGACAGCUUGAGAUACAAUACUUGAUAGAAGUUAGGAUGCCUGGUAUUGUAUAGAUAAUUAUUCAUAUUGCAACAGCAGUUGCUGUAGAAAAAAUACAGUUUUAUACAAUAUUCAGUUGUCACCAUACAUAUUAGAAACUGUUCUAAAUAAUUAAGUUUAGAACAUACUGUUGUUAAGACAAAUAGAGGAUUACGCCUCAAUAAAAGUACUAUUGGAAAAAGUGGAAUUUUAAUACAUGAAUUUUUACCUAUUUGAAACGAAAUUCAUGUUUUGUAAUCACAACUAAUAAUAGGAAAAAGUUGCAAUAAUUGUUUAAUCGAGAUUUAUUCGUUUGAUUUGAUUGUUUCGUCGACAUGGCAAAGAGAAGGAUAUUUUGCAGACUCAUAAAAGUUUUAUGUUUGUAUUUCAUUUUGUUUAUAAUUAUUUCUUUCUUCACUUGGAAUUCAGACAAAAAUGAGACAGAAUCUCAGAUGGAUGAAAAGUUAUCGUAUGGCCACGAGUUUUUGAUAGAUGAACACAAAGAACCAAUAGAUUUGGUCUAUUUGUGGGCCAAUGGUAGUGAUCCUAAAUUUAUAUUGGAUAUGAAACGUCAAAGGGCAUCGGAAGAACCUCAAAAAUAUCAACAUCCCCUCAACUGUUCAAGACAUACAGAAUCUGGCGAAUACAUCCACGUAAUUGUGGUAUAUCCCGGUAUACCUCAAACUAAAGUUUCCAUGGAGACCAAAAACAUCAAGUUACUUUUCAACGUUACAGACAACGACAUGGAAUACACUGUCAUAAUUCCAAAACAAAAUAAACACGUCGUCGGGAUAAUGAAUAUACUAACUGAAAUAGACGGACGGAUGUAUAUAUGCAUGUGUGGUUAUAUAACAAAUGAUUACAGCAUUCAAUCAAAGAAACAACUGGACAACAUGUACAUAGUAAAAAGUUCAGAUCGUUCGGCACAGAAUAUCUUCCUAGAAAAACUGAAACGUCUAAAAGGGUUGGGAUUUAUCAAGCAAGAAGAAGUGAAUGAUAGAAGUGAAACUUACGUACUUGUGUAUGUCAAACCAGGCGUACAAAGUGAUAACAUUAUUAAAAGAUUGAAACGACUUGAUGGUCCCAAUAUGGAUAUGAGAGCAGCAAUACUGGUCUGGGACACUGAUUCUAUUGAAAUAGAAGGACUCGAUAAAAGACCAAAUACAUUUCAAGACAAUGAUCAGCUAAGAUUUUCAUUGAGAUCAGUGGAGAAGUAUGCCCCUUGGAUAAACCACAUUUAUAUCAUCACAAAUGAGCAGAUACCAUGCUGGCUGAAUACAUCAAACAAGAGAAUAUCUGUGGUUUUUACAACGGAUUUAUUACCAAACAAGAGGGAUUUACCAACCUUCUCGUCUCCUGUUAUUGAAAGUCAUAUGCAUCGAAUUCCAGGAUUGUCUGAAUCAUUUUUGUUUAUGUGCGAUGAUUUCUAUUUGGGUAAAAAUGUUCAGCUGAGUGAUUUUUACACUAAAGAGGAAGGUUUUAAGAUUCAUUGGGAUGGCAUGUUACACUUUUGCAGCCCGGAAUGUUCUCAUUUUGAUGUAGGAAACGGAGUAUGUAACAAGGGAUGUGACAAUGAUAUAUGUGGUUUUGACCAUGGUGACUGCAGAAAUCUUACAGAAUCAGUGAUGCGUAUAGGACAUCCUGUUGGCUUACAUUACGGGUCAUUAUAUCACACAAUGGCAAUGUUUAACCGGAAAAAAUCCAUGUUUGAUUUAUCAAAGAACUACUUCAUGCCGCCACACAGACCGCUUUUAAUACAAAAACAUAUUGCAAAAGAUAUGGAAAGCAUAUUUCAUGAAGAGUUCAAGCAAUCAUCAUCUCUACAUUUUCGCUCGCAGUUUAAUGUUCAAUAUACCAUGGCGUACAUGAAAUUCAUAUCGUCUGCUCUGGUUACCAUAACAACAGAACGAAUAUUUGAUGAACUGGAAGAGGUUCGACCUGGAGUGAUUUCAUACAAGGUGUUUGAAAAAUUUGCUGAUUCGGUCCUCAGAAAGUAUUUAAAGACUAAAACUGAGGACAUAAUGAACGCUUCCUUAACAUGUUUAGGAAGAAACAGAAAAGAAGUUAGCAAAGGAUUAGAGAUCCAAAAGUAUAUGUUAACCGAUUGCCCAGCCAUUGACGACAUCAUAAAACAAGCUAAAAUUACAAAAUAUAAUUACAAAUUUAGAGUGCUUACAUUUGUUGACUCCUAUUUUAUAAUGUUGUAUAACUUACCAAAUGCAAAGAGAGAUCUAGGAAUUCUUAAAAGAUCACCAAGAAAAUUUAAUACAAUCAAUGAUAACAUUGAUCAUACAAAACAGGAAUCAGUGAAAAUUAAAGAGGUGUUACACGAGUUUUACGCGUCCCUGUUUCCUACACCAUCACAAUUUGAACUACGGACAUGAAAGUGAUUAAUAUCAUUUGGAAGUAUUUAUUUUUAAAAUCUUCAGACAGUGACUCGAUAUGGAAAACAUUGCUGCACAGUGACUACUAUAUACAUGCAAUACAAGCAUAAUUACGAAUUUGAUGGCACAGGAGUUUGUGUAAUAUAUAUGUUUCAGAUGCUUUUGAUUUUUGAAGAUGAAUGUGUCCUCUGUCUCAUAGGAAUUUACAUCUUUGGUUUAUAUGUGAGCUUGAUGAAAUAAUACAUAAUUUAUAAAGUGUCAUUUUUAUUUUCUCUAUUCUUAUUAUGUAGCUCAAUUGGCAUUACCUUUUUAUCUUUUCAGACCUUUUUGUAUUAAAAUUAAAGAGAAACAAAAGUGUUCUUAUUUGUU
Ruditapes philippinarum (Manila clam) is the source of this 2833-nucleotide messenger RNA. RefSeq names its product N-acetylglucosamine-1-phosphotransferase subunits alpha/beta-like. The transcript has 16 exons. The coding region runs from base 416 to 2464 and encodes 682 amino acids. Gene Ontology annotation, cellular component: Golgi apparatus. Gene Ontology annotation, molecular function: UDP-N-acetylglucosamine-lysosomal-enzyme N-acetylglucosaminephosphotransferase activity. Lineage: Eukaryota; Metazoa; Mollusca; Bivalvia; Venerida; Veneridae. Gene Ontology annotation, biological process: N-glycan processing to lysosome; carbohydrate phosphorylation. The record is from RefSeq and is a predicted model, not a curated record.